GCUGUUUUUUUGUUUUGAAAUUUGUUUUUGUUUUUACAGAAGUUAUUACGUUAAUCUGAUAUAAAUUAGAAUAUAGCGUUGCAUAUUGGCUGUAGUUUGUUUUUAUUACAGUAAACUAGAAGCUAAAGGAUUGUCUUUGGGACAACAUCCAUUCGCUAAAAAUGGGAACCCGCAAAAAGGGACUGGAGUUCGUCAAACACAUCACGGAGAUCAUCACAAAAUCCACGGGCUUUGAAAGUCACAUGCAGAAGGUCAAGAUUUUGGAUGGCGGUGAUGGAGUCUGUACUGCUGAGCUGAAAGUGGAACGGGAACAUGCAAACAUGUAUUAUUUUUUGCACGGAGGCUAUAUCAUGACCCUGGUGGACAUGGUAACCACCUACGCCUUGAUGUCCAAACCCUGUCAUCCCGGAGUUUCCGUGGAUCUUAGUGUAAACUUUUUGAAUGGCGCCAAAGUGGGUGACGAAGUGGUAAUUGAGGCUAAUCUUACCAAGGUGGGAAAGUAUCUGGCCUUCAUCGACUGCACGCUGAAGCACAAAAAGGAUGACACACUAAUAGCCAAGGGAACCCAUCUGAAAUACAUCAAGUUUGACUAGAGCAAAGAGGUUCAAAAUAAACUUUAAAAUAUUUCAAAGUGAUAAGAAAAACCAAUAUAUAACAAAUAUAUAAUGGAAACAAAAAGCUUGCCGUGGGUAGUGCCUAUAGAUUUUUCCAAAUCGAUUCGACAAACCCAAAAAUAUUUCACUUUUGUAUGGGAUAUUAAUGUGCUUUAUUUUAUUACAUGUGUAGCAGUACAUUGUUAGUUAAUUGUCAAUUAAACAUGCUCAUUGCGCAA
This is a messenger RNA of Drosophila rhopaloa, 832 nucleotides long. RefSeq names its product acyl-coenzyme A thioesterase 13. Lineage: Eukaryota; Metazoa; Arthropoda; Insecta; Diptera; Drosophilidae. The transcript is spliced from 3 exons. The record is from RefSeq and is a predicted model, not a curated record. Gene Ontology annotation, molecular function: fatty acyl-CoA hydrolase activity. The coding region runs from base 162 to 593 and encodes 143 amino acids.